Paramisgurnus dabryanus is the source of this 820-nucleotide messenger RNA. RefSeq names its product IQ motif containing C (gene iqcc). The record is from RefSeq and is a predicted model, not a curated record. Lineage: Eukaryota; Metazoa; Chordata; Actinopteri; Cypriniformes; Cobitidae.
UGUGUGUUUGUAGGGGAAGAAACAGACAGGCGCAGCCGUUUAAAUACAGCUAUGAACGAGAGCGAGUUAAAUCAGAAAUUAACUCAAUUUCAGGCUUUUUGUCGUGGCUAUUUAAUAAGAAAAUAUCUGAGUUUGGUUCGUACCCAGUUUGAGGAUAUCGUCCGAGAAAUUGAUGGAGGUUUGGAUAAUCUGCACUGGGAAGAAAGCAUUAUACCCAAACCUCACUUCACUGACACUGAAAGCUUGUUACUGCAGUAUGGGCGCUUCAAGAAUCAGUCCUAUGAUGACCAGUUUGAGGAUUCAGCUAGGGAACAAAUGACAGACAAUAUGUAUGGUGAAACACCUGUCCCAUCAUCUGAAGUCCUGGUACCUGAGAAAGAUGAAGUUUUUGAAACAGGCAACAGAGAUAAGUCUACACCUCUGGAUGAAGACCGUACGAUUGGACCAAAUUGUAUGGGUGAAUCUACAACACUUUGGAGUGUUGUGAAUCCAGACGUUACCCACAGUAGCUUUCUUCAGAAAGGAGACAAUUUGCAUUUUGCUUUCAAAGACACAGAGCACACGCCUGAAUCUCUGAGACAGCAGCGGAGUACCCUAACCAUGGAGCUGCUGUGGAUCCAACAAGCCAUUAGUAGCAGAAAGAAAUACCUGACCCUUAUACAAAGAAUGGAUGCAUCACACUGAUCCAUGACUUGAAGUUGACCGACAGAUUUUUCCUCCAUAAUUCAGUCUGUAAAAUCCUCUGUUGAGAGGAAAAAUGAUUUAUGCCACACAGUGUGUGUGAAUUAUUGUACUUUAUUUAUUAGAUUCUCUUUUUGAU